Messenger RNA from Peronospora matthiolae, 408 nucleotides. The record is from the annotation of a GenBank genome assembly. Lineage: Eukaryota; Oomycota; Peronosporomycetes; Peronosporales; Peronosporaceae.
AUGGUUGGAGCAAUUUUUACGGCCGGUAACGUCUCCUCCUUGCGCGUCAUCGCUUCGGUGGUCGCCCACACCAGUUCUAACGGCCGCACAAGCGGUCUUGAAGGGGACCGCCAUCACUGUGGUGACGCUCUCCCGUUCUGCGCCGUUUCAUUUAUCAUGCAGACCCACAAUAAAUUGAUUGCGUUCACGGUGAUUACCUCGUCUGCGCUGUUCAUCACCGAGGUCUUCCUCUUCUGCUACAUGGGGUUGCGAUGCACUCAGAGCGCCUACAAGAUAUACUCACACCAGGCUUGGCUCGGGCGGGUUUUCGUCUUGCCGUGUGCCUCGCCUCUUCUUGUUGGAGGCCGCCACGUCACAUUGCCGGAUCUGGCGCUUAGUUCUUGCGACAAAAGUAUUCCGGCAUCUUAG